Molecule: messenger RNA, 1201 nt
Organism: Dictyostelium purpureum
Lineage: Eukaryota; Evosea; Eumycetozoa; Dictyosteliales; Dictyosteliaceae
Exons: 1
Coding region: 252-1142 (296 amino acids)
Biological process (GO): protein folding
Cellular component (GO): endoplasmic reticulum
Molecular function (GO): protein disulfide isomerase activity
Source: RefSeq, a predicted model, not a curated record
AAUUAUAACAUUUAUACCCAAUAAUAUUAAUAAUAUUCAUUAAUUGUAGUUUUAUUUUUUUAUUGUUAAUAACAAAUUAAAAUAGAUAAUUAGUUCAAUUUUUUAAAAUUUUUUUUUUUUAUCCACACACAUAUCUUACUAAAAUUAUAAUAGUAUAAUAAAAAUAUUUUUGUUUAAUUUUUAUUUUAAAAAAUAUAUAUAUAUAUUUACUUUUAAUCAGAAAAAAAAAAUAAAAAAAUAUAAAUUAUAAAAUGAAAAAAUCAUUAUUUUUUAUAUUAACUCUGUUUUUUAUUUGUUUAAUUAAUAUCAGUGUUUCACAAGAUGUCCAAGUAGGAGGGGCAGGAAAUAUACCACAGCCAUCUGUUCAGCCACAACAAGAUCAAGGAACUCAGCAACCAAAAAAAAUAGAUGAUAGUUUAGUUGUUAAUUUAGAUACCCAUAAUAUAGAUUCACAUUUAAGUAGUGGAAUUUGGAUGAUAAAAUUCUUUGCUCCUUGGUGUAAACACAGUCAAGAGUUCCAUAAAACAUUUUCAGAGUUAUCCCACUUGCUUAAAGAACAUAUUAAAUUUGGUCAAGUCGAUUGUAUCAACGACCCAAUGCUCUUACAUAGAUUCGAAAUCACUGCUUAUCCAACAUUAAAAUUAUUAUAUAAAGGUAUACUUUACGAAUUCCAAGGUGAAAGAACUGUUCAACAAAUCGUUUCAUUCCUCGAGAAUGGUUACAAGAGUGCCGAUCAAAUGGAGUAUCCAUUAAUCGAUCAACAAGAAAUUUUAAAGAAACAAUUAGAACUUCAAUAUAGAGAUGGUUUAACAGCAGAGCAAGCAAGAGCAAUAGAAGAUCAAAUCAAAAGAAAACAAAAUGAAAUCGAAACAAAGAAAAAACAAAAACAAUACUUGGAAGAUGAACAUGACCAUGAUGAAGAGCGUGAAAUUAGAGAAUAUAACGAAAGAAUGAAUAGAAAAAUGAAUAUGGUUGAUGGAAUGGAAGGAGUUCAACCAACAAACUCAACAACAUCACCACUCAUCGACUCUAUUAAAGAUUCAAAAUUGGUUUAUGCAUUAAUUGGUAGUUUAGCAACUGGCUUGGUAUUUAUGAUCAAAAAGAGAAUUAAUAGAAAAUCAAAGUUUAUGAAAAUUGCCUAAAAAUAAAAUAAAAUAAAAAUAAAUUAUCAAAUAUUAAAUAAAAUCAAUACAAAUAUUAC